Anarrhichthys ocellatus (wolf-eel) is the source of this 4426-nucleotide messenger RNA. RefSeq names its product serine/threonine kinase 32A (gene stk32a). The coding region runs from base 730 to 1950 and encodes 406 amino acids. The transcript is spliced from 13 exons. The record is from RefSeq and is a predicted model, not a curated record. Gene Ontology annotation, biological process: G protein-coupled receptor signaling pathway; regulation of signal transduction; protein phosphorylation. Lineage: Eukaryota; Metazoa; Chordata; Actinopteri; Perciformes; Anarhichadidae. Gene Ontology annotation, molecular function: G protein-coupled receptor binding; G protein-coupled receptor kinase activity; ATP binding.
GAGCAGUUUCCCCCCCCCCCCCCGUCACUGUGUCCUCUGUCCUCCAGAAGCAAAGGGAUUUCGCAUUGCACUCCGUCGGCGCAUCCCGCAAGUCACGUCUCGCUGUGUGGUUCUGUUUUUUUGUUGCGGUGGGCAGGUGUCCCGGUGCGUCGUCGUCCGAACACCGAACAAGUGACGCUUUGAGCUGCACUGUUGCUCCCCUGUCGCCUCGAUUCUCUGCAGCAAACCGGGCUGGAAAUGGUCCCAUGCUCGAUUUACCAGCGGCGUUCAGAGGUUGGACUCUCAGUAAACAGAGGGUCAAAGCCACAAACACAUAAUCCACCCACCUCCUGCCUGACGAGAGUCGUACGUCUGCCUGCAUUCAUCUAAACGACAGUGACGACAGACGGGAAACUUACACUGUAGCGGUACUGCCUCUGAGUGUGUGUGUCAGGGCUUCAGUGCCUCUAGUGUUCCUCCAAGCCCUCCACUCUGUGUGUGUGCAAUGAUGUGUGGUUGUGUCAAGGUGGAGAGUUAAGAGGAAGUCGGGACCCGUUCAAGUCAGCAAAACCAAGCCAGCUGCUGCGUAUGUGUGUGUCAGGGAUACGCAGUUGAGCACGUGAGUGUGUGUGUGUGUGUGCGUGAGGGGCUAGUGUUGACCAGGCUAUGAGUGCGUCUCAGAGGGAGAGGCCGUUCAAUGCUGAGUUGAGCUAAGGGAGCAGAGCAGGAGAAUCUGUGAGAGGAGCAGCCAUGGGGCUCGGACAGUCCAGCAAGGCUCCAGUCACCGAGGACACAGACGACGUGAAUUUUGACCACUUCCAGAUCCUGAGGGCAAUAGGAAAAGGAAGCUUCGGAAAAGUCUGCAUUGUACAGAAGAAGGACACUAAGAAGAUGUACGCCAUGAAGUACAUGAACAAGCUGAAAUGCGUGGAGCGGAACGAAGUGAGGAAUGUCUUGAAGGAGCUGCAGAUAAUGCAGAACCUUGAGCAUCCGUUCCUGGUCAACUUCUGGUAUUCCUUCCAGGAUGAGGAGGACAUGUUUAUGGUGGUGGACUUGCUCUUAGGAGGAGACCUGCGCUAUCACCUCCAGCAGAACGUCCACUUCUCAGAGAGCACCGUCAAACUCUACAUCUGUGAACUGGCCCUGGCGCUGGGAUACCUCCGUACAAAGCGCAUUAUACACAGAGACAUCAAACCUGACAAUAUACUACUGGAUGAACAUGGACACGUCCAUCUAACAGACUUCAACAUCGCAGCCAUUGUAAAAGACGACCUAAAAGCAACGUCCAUCGCCGGUACCAAGCCGUACAUGGCUCCCGAGCUGUUCCAAACCUUCGAGGGGUCCCACCCUGGCUACUCCUUCUCUGUCGACUGGUGGUCGCUGGGCAUCACAGCAUAUGAGCUACUCAGAGGACAGAGACCAUAUGUGAUGAGAUCCAGUACACCGGCUAAUGAGAUCCUUCAGACCUUCCACAAGGUCCAUCCCAGCUACCCGGCAGCCUGGUCUUUGGAGAUGAAGUCUCUACUCAGAAAGUUGCUGUGCAUAGAUGUCCAGAAGCGCAUUUCCUGUCUAGCAGAGCUACAGGAUCUGGACUACAUGUCACAUGUCAACUGGGACCCUGUGCUCAGCAAACAGCUUCCUCCCGGCUUUAUUCCCAAUAGGCGGAGACUGAACUGUGACCCUACAUUUGAGCUGGAGGAAAUGAUCCUGGAGUCCAAACCACUUCACAAGAAGAAGAAAAGGCUUGCUAGAAAAAACAAGGACCAGGGAUCUGAUGGGUCUCCACAGAACGGUCAGUUGCAGCAGAGAUUGGAUAAUGUCCAGAGAGACUUCAUUGUCUUCAACAGAGAAAAGUCAAAGAAAGCAGUGGUGGACUCAGACUCCUCUGAGCUGUCCAUGAGUGAGAAGAACAAGGCAAUUGAGGACGGACAGAACAACAACGUCGAACCGGCUGCCUACUUAUCGGGAUAGGUCUGGAGACCCGACAUCCCAAACGUAGUCCCUUACCACUUGCACCUGCCCACAGCUUGUAGAUCAGCAAUUUACACAAAGACACUUAUUGUUCUAUCAGCACAGGCACUCGUCUUCAAUGUUCCCCGCACCACAACACGUACUUGUGUGUCACCGUUCGACCCACGGAAACCACAUCGAGAUCUGUGGACCUGCAGGAGUGAAAUAGACUCCCGGAGCAGCAGUCGUGCCAGGCCGAGGUUUUUUUUUUGUUUUUCUCUUUCCUGUCACGAAGAAGAACGACUCUCAGCAGAGUGUCACUCAUAUCAUGCUCCUUUACAUCACUCUGGUGCUCUACGGUCUGCUCAACCUCUACUCUGGGCAGCGUGCUGAAGUGGAAAGGAGGUCACUUCCCUGCCAAAAAAGAAAAAAAAAGGAGACAAUGCCACACCUGCUCAGCUGUUACAGUAAUAAAGUCUGAUGUGGUUAGCAUUGGCUGAAAGCUGUAUGUACUGCUGCUGACCUUGGCGGGACACUCAGUUGUCUAUUGUCAGCCGUGCAUUUUCUGGUUAAUUACAGCUAUUUCAGCACAAUGGUUCUCCAGCUAUGGAAAUGGACUUGACAAUAAUUGGCAUGAGGGUGGACAUCUUUGUCCCGUGUGAUCCACAUGACUUGAGCAUGACACUAAGAGUACAACACAUUCAAACGGAGGGGUUACUACAGUAUAAUGAGGCCUUUUAUUUUAAGAACGCAACCACAGUUUUCUCUAAGAUAGAAAAUGAAGAGCUGAACUGUAGGCUUGGGUGUGAAUGGCUCACUUUAACAUAGCAGCAGAUACACGGCGGUAGCGGUCAUUAUGCUUAGCUUAGCUUAGCUAGUCGAGCUAACAAAGACGGUAGGAUUGCAACAUUUUGUACAAUGUCCCUACUGCAGAUAAGCAACUGCAAGUUUUAUUUUCCCUUGUGUACGCUUUAAGUUACUAUUGAGUCAAAACUGAAAUUCGAAAUGCAUUUGACAAACACUGGUUUUAAGGUUAAUCUUGGAGGUCCAUUCUUGAGAUUGGAAGUUGUAUGAAGUGGCUGAAUUAAGGCCACCCGGUGUGGUUGAAAGCUCCGGGCACAACCACAAGAUUACUGAUCAAUCUGCAAAUGACCAGCGGGGUCUUUAAAUAAAGUUUUAUAGCUAUGAAAACAUAGAAAAAGGUAGACGGUAGGUGUUAUAUGUUUUGCAUUGAACUUUGCUUUGCACAUGCUUCUUCAUCAACUGUAGCAUUUAUGCACAGAGAGACAAAAAAAAUCUAAAGCUGUGAGUGAACACUUAUUCCCUUAGGGAUGUUUUUAUAGACAAGCUGAGUCCUAGAUAAGAUUUAUUUUCAGUUGCUGUAUGCACUGAAUUUCGUUUUUUUGUCAAAUAAUGUUCGUGCCCUUCUUCUUUUGUGUUGAAUACAACCAAUUACAUGUGCCACCAGAUAAGUCUGUAAAUUUGUAUUCGAAAUUAAUUGCUCCCAUAGAAUAAUACCAUCUGCGACAACGUUGUUGCGCAGAUGGUAUUCAACAGUAAUUUAGCACCAACUGAAUAACACAGUGGGGAAAAAAUUGUAAUAUUGAUUUUCACAUUCAAUGUUGUUUACCAGAAAACAACGAUGGAACAAAUAAAAAAAAACAGGCCAGACAUUACCCCCUUAUUCAUACGAUUUAAAUAUACUUUAAGAUUUGUCUGAAACUAUAUGUCUAAGAAACCACACCUGCCUCUGAAGUUUCAGAGGGAUGCCUUAUAACAUAGAUAUGGCACACAGCUCUAUCCCGCAAACUGUUCGCGUAGGUAGGAAAAACCUGAGCUUUUUUCAAAAUCAGUAAGUAAAUGUCAUUUCUACUAAUGUCUAGUCGUCCUAUUGACCUCGAUCUUAUCUAUGUGCAAUACAACACAAUCCUUUCAAGUCUGUGAUGCUUGUUAUAAUAUUUAAAAUAGAUUUCACUCUAUUCAGUUCAUUACUGUUGGCACUUUUCUAUUGGAAAUUGGUACAACGUUUUGACUUAACUUUGUGUUGUUGUUGUUGUCAUUGAUGUAAAUUUACAGAUCCAAAGGUGGUUUCCUGUAUAAGUUGUGAGAUAUAGUGGGAUAGUUAAACAGAUCCUGGGUAUAGUCGGGGUAAAUUAUAUUUGUGAAUGAUUAUCUUACUUUGUCCAUAUAUAGGAGGUACCAGAUGAGUUGGGUUUAUUGUGAUAUAAUCAUAUGAUGUGGCUGAUUCAAAAAGUAAACAUUUAAAUAAUAAUUGACAAAUAGCAUUUUACCCAGGUAAUACAAAUGUUCAACAAAACUUACCAACCUAAAAAGACAUUAAGUCUGGGAACAGAUUUGUUCCUCACCUGUGAAUUUCAUUCCAAUUAAGGUUUUGUUGUCCUUCAGUUGUCACUUUGUGUUUAUUGUAUUCAAAUGUGAUGGAGUUGCAAACUAUUAAGGUGUGCCUUAAAAAAAUGACUUUCUUUUUCUGAACCAA